AUGCCGGCUGCGGUGUCUGUACAGCUCGGGCGGUGCGAGCACGAGAAUCUGACGAGCGGGAAAAGCGAGAAUGGACGCCGAGAGAGGAGCGGCGACAUGGGAGAGAGGCGCCAAAAGGGAGAGGGAGAGGAAGAGGGAGGGCGAAAUGCAUCUGUAGACGCGUCUUCUUCCUCCUCAUUGCCUCGCGAAGACCCAUCUGUGCGGGGUAAAACGGGAGAAGUUGGAGACGGAAAAGUUCGCUUCGUCCUCGCCAUAGACGAAGCAGAAACGAUUGCCGAUGUCACCUUUCGCUACGCUUCCAGCUGGCGGGAAGUCCUCCAACGACGGCGACAGCAGCUGCAUGCGUGGUGGAACCAGCCAGGGACGCGAGCGCUCCUCGAAAGCCCAUCAAAGAGAAGAGAGAACGAACGGCGAGAGAGACAGCCGGAGGGUCGGGCCGAUGCGCAUCCGCGCGCGGAGACGCAGCCGAGUCUCGAGGGUGACGGAGAGACGAGCGAAGGAUCACGACACGGUGGGGGAGUGCAAAGCGCGUCUGAGACGGAAGCGCAGCAGGGAGACACCGACGAAUUCAUCGUUUUCGACGAAGGCCCAGAGGGCUCUCAGGAGCCGGCAGGACCGGCAGAAAACGUGCCGAAAGAGAGCGGAGAAGCGCAGCCAGAAGAGAGCGAUCCGGACGAAGUGGAGCGGCGUCUUCUUCUCGAACGCGAACCUCUCCCGACAAGCAAAGCUGGGUUUUCAAAACACCCGAAAUUCGUUCUCGCCUCCAUGCUACGGCCCUCAGAGUACUUGCCGCCUGGAACGCGCCCCGCGGCUUUCUUCCAGGGCGAACUCGUCUAUUUGCGCCGCGACGUUUCCUCGCUGAAAACGGAGCGUCAGUGGAGCCGCGAGGGUCGGCGUCUCCGCGCAGGCGUCACGCCGCUGCGAGUUGUCUUCAGGCGAAAUCUCGCCUCCCAAGGGCGUCAGCUGGGAGAACCAAACAGCCGGCGAGGCGGCGGAAGUCGCUCGCAGUGGCUAAACCCGAUCCUGCAACAAGAAGGGAGAGAAGAAGAGAGACGCGCGAGACGAGAAGAGAGAGGGACAGGAGACGGGCGGAGCGUGGAUCGCGUGACGCUUGGGCUCUACGGCGAGUGGCAAACGGAGGGAAAGCCGCCGCCGCGCGUGGAAGACGGUCGUCUCCCUGACAACGGCCACGGCAACAUCGAAGUGGGGAACCUGGGGCCAGUUCCGAUCGGCGCCGUCCACAUCUCCCUCGCGGACUUUCGCUGCUCGGGAUGUCCGUCGCUGUCUCCCGCGGGCAAGCAGGCGACGCCGCUGAGUGCCGCGAGUCUCGGCGGCGCUUUGGUGGCAGCCGCUGCGAAAUGCGGAGUGGAAUUCCGACCCGCAGUCGUCGCCUUUGAACGCAAGACAGGCUCCGGUCUCGCCGCGGGCUCCGCCGGCUGGAUCCCCGUGCGCGACGGGGUUGUGGUGCUUGAGGCGGACGAGGCGCGCGUGCGCGCAGCUUGGCGAGAGGAACGGGAGAAGCGCGAAGCGGCGUGGGAGCGGAGGCGCCGAAAGAAAGAAGAGCGCGAGAGAGAAGACGGCCUGCGGAAAUGGCGGGUUCUGUGUCGGGCAUUGCUCUUCUGGAAGGAAAGGGAGGAGGACGAGCGGCGGGAGAAGGGACGAAGCCGACCCGAAGGCGAACGCGUGUGA
This is a messenger RNA of Neospora caninum, 1689 nucleotides long. Its product is annotated as putative DNA repair protein. Lineage: Eukaryota; Apicomplexa; Conoidasida; Eucoccidiorida; Sarcocystidae. The record is from RefSeq and is a predicted model, not a curated record. The coding region runs from base 1 to 1689 and encodes 562 amino acids. Gene Ontology annotation, molecular function: single-stranded DNA binding; damaged DNA binding. The transcript has 4 exons. Gene Ontology annotation, cellular component: nucleotide-excision repair factor 2 complex; nucleus; XPC complex. Gene Ontology annotation, biological process: mismatch repair; nucleotide-excision repair.